Messenger RNA from Canis lupus familiaris (dog), 976 nucleotides. RefSeq names its product arginine vasopressin-induced protein 1. The transcript has a single exon. NCBI's taxonomy places the organism in Eukaryota, Metazoa, Chordata, Mammalia, Carnivora, Canidae. The coding region runs from base 93 to 539 and encodes 148 amino acids. The record is from RefSeq and is a predicted model, not a curated record.
GAGGAUUGGCUCCUCCCCGGCCGGGGAGCGCUCUCUCCCCGAGUCGCGGCUGUGACCCAGGUGGCCCGCCUCGGGCAGCCAGAGCAUCCAGGAUGGGCACCCCAGCCUCUGUGGUGAGUGAGCCGCCCCUUUGGCAAGCUCCAGCCGAAGCCCGGGGCCGCAAGCAGGCCUCGGCCAACAUCUUCCAGGACGCUGAGCUGUUGCAGAUCCAGGGCCUGUUUCAGCGCAGUGGGGACCAGCUGGCUGAGGAGCGAGCACAGAUCAUCUGGGAGUGUGCAGGAGACCACCGUGUGGCAGAAGCCUUGAGGAGGCUGCGUAGGAAGAGGCCCCCCCGGCUGAAACCACUGGCCCACUCACUGCACCACUGCAGCCGGCUCAGAAUCCCCGAGCCCUGCGCUCCACUGGCCAACCCACAGAGUGGUAGCACGGAGACAGCUUCUGGUGAUCAGUAUCUGAACUCCAGGAGGACAAGUGCCAGGAUCCGCCGGAACUGGAAGAAGCCAGGCCCUACAAGCUACCUCCAUCAAAUCAGACACUGAUCCAGGGAAGGAGCUGGGAAUAGCAUUAUCUUCCCCAGGAAUUACAGGGACUUUUGCCAAAAGGCCCAGGAGGUAAAGAAGGAGGAGAGACUGGAGACAGAUAGCCCCACAGGGGUAAAUGAAAGACUACUGCCACUGGCCUGCUCCAUUUGGAACAGGACUGGAAAUGUCUCCUGAGCUCUAGGUUAUAUGGGACCCAUUCCUCACCAGAAUGAGAAGAAACCGCGCCUCAGCUCUUCCCAUCUAACAGUACACCUGGGCUGCAUGAUAUUCCCCUAAGUGUUGGACACUCACACUGAGCAUCUCACCACUCCUGCUACUAACCCUCCUGUUCCUGCUAUAACCCACAGUCCAGCAGCCUGCCCACAUCCCUGCCCCUGUCAGGCUAGCACAAGGAAACUGUGGUUUAAGUGGCAAAAUAAAAACAUUUGCAUCAA